This is a messenger RNA of Colletotrichum scovillei, 1872 nucleotides long. Its product is annotated as casein kinase II subunit alpha. Gene Ontology annotation, cellular component: protein kinase CK2 complex; nucleus; cytosol. Gene Ontology annotation, biological process: regulation of transcription by RNA polymerase I; DNA damage response; protein phosphorylation. The transcript has 6 exons. The coding region runs from base 159 to 1184 and encodes 341 amino acids. The record is from RefSeq and is a predicted model, not a curated record. Gene Ontology annotation, molecular function: ATP binding; protein serine/threonine kinase activity. NCBI's taxonomy places the organism in Eukaryota, Fungi, Ascomycota, Sordariomycetes, Glomerellales, Glomerellaceae.
CACCACCACCACCCGCUCCACGUCCAGCCAGGCUACCUCAGCCACGCCGAGACCCCUCCUCCUCGUCCUGCCUCCGCCGCAAAAUCCAACCUCACGCAACAUCACCAACCCGUCCCUGUCCAAACCUGCGUACGAUCGUAGGCAAAAAGUCGCCCAACAUGGCGCGGGUCUACGCAGAUGUCAACCAGAAUAUGCCCCGCAGCUACUGGGACUACGAUUCAGUCAACAUUAGCUGGGGGGUUCUCGAGAACUACGAGGUCGUCAGGAAGAUUGGUCGCGGAAAAUACUCCGAGGUCUUUGAGGGCAUUAAUGUCGUUAACUACCAGAAGUGCGUCAUCAAGGUCUUGAAGCCUGUUAAGAAGAAGAAGAUCAAGCGUGAGAUCAAGAUCUUGCAAAACUUGGCGGGAGGACCCAAUGUCGUGGCUCUUCUGGAUGUGGUCAGAGACUCACAAAGCAAGACGCCAUCCCUCAUCUUCGAGCAUGUCAAUAACACCGACUUCCGAAGCCUCUACCCCAAGUUCAACGAUCUUGAUGUUCGCUACUAUAUCAAUGAGCUACUGAAGGCUCUUGACUUCUGUCACAGCAAGGGCAUCAUGCACCGCGACGUCAAACCUCAUAACGUUAUGAUCGAUCAUGAGAACAGAAAGUUGCGACUCAUUGAUUGGGGCUUGGCCGAGUUUUACCACCAGGGAACCGAGUACAACGUGCGCGUGGCUUCCAGAUACUUCAAGGGUCCCGAGUUGUUGGUCGACUUCCAAGAGUACGACUACAGCUUGGACAUGUGGAGUCUGGGUGCCAUGUUUGCCUCCAUGAUCUUCCGCAAGGAGCCGUUCUUCCAUGGCAACUCUAACUCAGACCAACUUGUCAAGAUUGCGAAGGUGCUCGGUACGGACGACCUCUUCGACUACCUCGACAAGUACGAGAUCGAGCUCGAUGCGCAGUAUGACGACAUUCUCGGUCGUUUCCAGAAGAAGCCCUGGCACUCUUUCGUCACCGCGGAAAACCAGCGCUUUGUCAGCAAUGAAGCGAUCGAUUUCCUGGACAAGCUCCUUCGAUACGACCAUCAAGAACGUCUUACUGCCAAGGAGGCCCAGGCACACCCUUACUUCAACCCUGUUCGGGACCCCGAGGUUUUCAAGCAGCACUUGGCCAACCAGACCGCCUCAGGUGUGAGCAGCAACUAAGACUAAGUCAUCGGCCAGCUUGGUUUCGCAACUACUCACACCCCACGCGACAAUUUGGAUCUUCCCUCUGCACAUAGACUGUACGCAAGAGGCAUGACACUGCAGGCGGCGCAGGCGGUCACUCCGGGACUGGACCCUGCAGCCGCAAGCCGGCCUGGGUUCUAGACUAAAGUCCCUUCUUCCAGGUGUGAACAUGGCUCGGAUCAAUGGGACAAAGAAGCAUGAAGCGGACCUUCCACCUCCCUCAGUCUCAAUACAUGGAAUGAUUAUUCGAAAUGACUUUUCAAGAUGGGUACCUGUUCACGGGCGACGACACGAAAGGUGGUCUACACACAUAUUUUAGGCGUACAAACGUCGACCAGAGCAAGGAGCAGCGAGGACGAAUGGGGAAAUGUGGUGGAAGACAGGAAAUUUGGCUUGCGUGAGGAUCUGGGUUUCACCACACCGGGGAUAAGGCGUUUGCGAGGUCCAUGCCCCUUCCGUUCCAACUGCCCCUCGACAUCCAUGACUUUGCAUAACGUGGUUUUUAUGAUUUUCUUUACAGAAGCUCUCUGGUAUUCAUCUGAUGUAGCGACUAAUGAGGAAGCUACUUGGCUUCCAUGACCUCACCUUAAGGCCACAAGUCCCCCGCUAUCUGCUGUUUCUAUCUGCGCGUGCCAAGAGAGGUUCCUCUGUGCUUCCAUGACAA